AUGGGAUUCCUAACGAAAACAAACUUCCGUGGGAGUCUUUUAUUGACUCGGGUUGAAGGUAGGAGUACAAAGAGGCAAGCAAGGUACUCCACAGGCGGUGACGACUCGUCAAGCGACCCGUUAAGCAUGAGCGACGUUUCGCCCGCAAAGAAGCGGAAGAAAGGGAAGCCAGAGCCCGCUACGGACGAUGAGCCUAUAAGCUCCUCGAAUGACAGCGACAGCCCGAGACUCUCCAACGGAACGCCCAAGCCUCGCCAUCGACCUCGCACGGAAUUUACGCCGGGGGAUCUGGAAGCUGACUUGGCCGCUAUUGACGCGGAUGCCACGCCAAAACCACGAAAGAAAGCCAUAUCUACACCAAGGGUCGGCGAGAGACGAUCAAAAAGGAUAUCGAACGUGGGGAUAACCGCGCAGGACGCCAAUGCUAGUAAGGAUGCUAGCAACGAGCACUCUCCGGGAAGUCGUGCCUUUGGAGACUCUUUGGUAUUCUUUUCACGUGUCCCUAAGAAGGGGAAGACUUACCAAAGAAAUCCGUUUAAUAAUGUGCAUACCCCUACGAAGACAGAGAAAAAGCAUGAAUUUAUUGUGCCACGCAAUGGACCAGAUAUCCCGGAUACCGUGCGUACCCAAAAGCCCUCUGAUAACCCCGAAUUCAAAGUGCCAAUGGCGAUCCCGAACGAUUCCUUUUCAAGUGCAUCCUUUCCCACGGAUGAUUCUUCUCGCGAAGUCCCAGAAACUUUUGUAUUCGACGACCAUAGCGGGUCGUCAUCCCCAUUAAGCUCCGUAGCGCCAUCUAAUAUGGAUCUCACUGUGGACGAGAAGAGGUUUCUCGAUGCAGCGUCCGGUGAUUUUGUCCGAUGCCAGGCAUGCCGUGAGCUACUUGAUCCCGAAUACCUAGCUGAGUUCCAGCUAGAAAAAGGAGUUAGUGUUAGACGACAAAUGCAAGCUUGCCAACAGCAUAAGCGGUGGACAGCAGAGCGUGACUGGCGCCAACGAGAUUAUCCCACCAUUGACUGGGAGGGACUGGAAGACCGUAUCCAAGCGUACUUUGCUGAACUAGAUCAAAUAUUGACUCGCAAAAAGCCGUCGUUCUUUCGUAACUUUUUGGAGUCUUCAAAUACUGGAAAUAGUAAAAAGGAUAAUUUCCGCCUCACAGCGAACAGUCAGUUUGAAAUGAUGUCCAGUGGAUACUACGGCCCACGUGGCGCCAGACUAAUGAUGGACGCUAUCAUCACAAAAUUCGCGGCCAAGCUACGACGUCUAGGACCCUCGGAUUCGUUAAUGCAAGCCGCUGGCGCCUCUGGCUUUGUGCAAGCGGUGUUGGUCCCAGAACUAACGGUGAUGCUAGUUAAAGAUGAUAUGGGUGUCGGAGACGAGACUGCGCGACAGAUCAUGAGAGAGAGUAACAUGAUUGGCAACCUUCUCAAUGAUCAGCCUGAUGACGAUGUCAAAGUUGAUGAAGAUGGAAAUUCCCGGAAUUGA
Messenger RNA from Coccidioides posadasii C735 delta SOWgp, 1482 nucleotides. RefSeq lists its product as uncharacterized. The record is from RefSeq and is a predicted model, not a curated record. NCBI's taxonomy places the organism in Eukaryota, Fungi, Ascomycota, Eurotiomycetes, Onygenales, Onygenaceae.